GAGGGCUUGAUGCUUAUCGGUGGCGUGUGUGCACCUUGCUGUGUGCGCCGGAGUUUAGUCCAGUCAUUCGAUGAUAAUCGGCUUGGAUACACCGCCGUCCGUCCAUAGAGGCGAGAGACAUCAUAUCAGGUGAUGUGCUAUCAGGCUUAUGAUCUGUGCCAUGAUGCAAAAAGGCCACGAUCUUUCGCUAUACGAAGCGUCGCUCACAUCGGGCGCACGGUGGUCGACUCCGACGUUGUCGUUCUAUCGAGCGCCACCACUGCGCCACGAGGAGCACGACCUGCCAGUCAAAUUGCCGGGCGCACGACUGCCAUGCACUCCGCUCAACUGGUGUCUAGGAAGCGACGUAGUUAAUGAGCGCGUUGCCUCUCCAUCUUUUCCGGCAUCUCGACUUUUGUUCAAAUGCCAAGGCAAGUGGCGCAAUUUCAAGAUCAGGCUAGCGGCAUAUUUGGCAUCAGUUCCUCACAGCAAGCACUUUGCAGUCUUUAUACUGCUGCGACCGGUUCGAAUACCGGUGGACGGUAACGUUCGCGUCACCGCCCGUUCGCAUAAUUUUUGGAACCCCCUCUUCUUCGUGAAGAGAUGUUUCUUUCGUGAUGCGUUCAGUUCCCUUCGUGAUACUGUUCCGGUAUGGUGAGUAUAUCCGUGUUCGUUGGUAUGUAUAUAGGAUUAGUUACGGACCUUAUUGUGCCAUGUAUGUCAACGUCAUGUGCUGAGAUUCUCAAUGAAC
Messenger RNA from Laetiporus sulphureus 93-53, 730 nucleotides. RefSeq lists its product as uncharacterized. The transcript is spliced from 2 exons. The coding region runs from base 149 to 637 and encodes 162 amino acids. The record is from RefSeq and is a predicted model, not a curated record. Lineage: Eukaryota; Fungi; Basidiomycota; Agaricomycetes; Polyporales; Laetiporaceae.